Messenger RNA from Sphenostylis stenocarpa, 2982 nucleotides. The record is from the annotation of a GenBank genome assembly. NCBI's taxonomy places the organism in Eukaryota, Viridiplantae, Streptophyta, Magnoliopsida, Fabales, Fabaceae.
AUGGAGAACAUUACUGGGUUGUGUGUGUUAUGGGUUAUACUCUUGUUGGGGUGUGUACUUUCCUCUGAAUCUAAGUAUAUAAGGUAUAACACAACGUCAACCAUUGUCCCUGGCAAGCUCAACGUUCACUUGGUCCCUCACACUCAUGACGAUGUUGGCUGGUUGAAGACUAUUGACCAGUAUUAUGUUGGUUCCAAUAACUCAAUUCAGGGAGCGUGCGUUCAAAACGUUCUCGAUUCCCUGGUACCCGCAUUGUUGGCUGACAAGAAUCGCAAGUUCAUUUAUGUUGAACAGGCAAGUGCAUUUUUCCAGCGAUGGUGGAGCGAACAAAGUGAUGCCAUCCAGAACAUAGUCAAGGAGCUCGUCAAAUCUGGUCAAUUGGAGUUCAUAAAUGGAGGAUUUUGUAUGCAUGAUGAGGCUACUGCUCAUUAUAUUGACAUGAUUGAUCAGACAACUCUUGGACAUCAAUUUCUCAAAGAAGAAUUUGGAGUGACUCCGAGAAUAGGGUGGCAGAUUGAUCCAUUUGGACAUUCUUCUGUGCAGGCUUACUUGUUGGGGGCAGAGGUUGGAUUCGACUCUCUAUUCUUUGCACGGAUUGACUAUCAAGACAGAGCUAAGAGAAAAGGUGAAAAAACUCUUGAAGUUGUGUGGCGGGGCUCUAAGAGCCUUGGUUCAUCAUCGCAGAUAUUUUCUGGAGCGUUCCCUGAGAAUUAUGAACCUCCCAGUAAUUUCUACUAUGAAGUAAAUGACAAUUCUCCAAUCGUUCAGGAUGAUGUCAAUUUAUUUGAUUACAAUGUCCCUCAAAGAGUAAAUGAGUUUGUGGCAGCCGCAAUAUCACAGGAUGGUCGGGUUCAUGCCCUAUACUCAACCCCAUCCAUAUACACUGAUGCCAAACAUGCUGCAAAUGAGGCCUGGCCAAUCAAGACUGAUGACUACUUUCCGUAUGCAGAUCGUGUAAAUGCAUAUUGGACGGGGUAUUUUACAAGCAGGCCAGCCCUCAAAGGUUAUGUCAGACUCUUAAGUGGAUACUACUUGGCAGCAAGGCAGUUGGAAUAUUUCAAAGGGAAGAGUGCCUUAGGUCCAAAAACUGACUCUUUGGCUGAAGCUUUGGCUAUUGCUCAACAUCAUGAUGCAUUAACUGGUACAGAAAAACAGCAUGUUGCUGAUGAUUAUGCUAAACGACUUUCAAUAGGUUAUACAGAGGCUGAGAAAGUUGUUGCAGAAUCGCUUGCUUGUUUGACAGAGGGAGCAAGCAAAACGGGAUGUAAGAACCCACAGAUUAAAUUUCAACAGGCAAGUUGUGAUGUUCUUUGUUCAACUACUUGUCCACUUCUGAACAUAAGUUACUGUCCUGCAUCAGAAGUCGACUUCUCCAAUGGGAAAAAUCUGGUGGUUGUUGUUUACAAUCCUCUCGGAUGGAAAAGAGAGGAUAUCAUAAGGAUUCCUGUUGUCAAUGAAAACGUUGUUGUUCUGGAUUCCAGUGGGAAGAAAGUCCAAUCCCAGCUGGUGCCAAUACUCGAUGAUUUUCUUGGUUCAAGAAACUACCACACUAUGGCAUACUUGGGGGUGUCUCCAAUUGUGAAACCAAAUUACUGGCUUGCUUUUUCAGCAAAUGUUCCCCCACUUGGAUUUAGCACUUACUAUGUAUCCUACGCCAAAAAUGAAGCUACUAUUUCAGAUAGAGAAGUAGCUGGCAAGUCAGGGAAUAAGAGUGAUACAAUUACAGUAGGUCUAGAAAACUUGAAACUAACUUAUUCUGUGAAGGAAGAGAAACUUACUCGAUAUUUCAACAGCAGAAGCAAGGUCGAAGAAUCUCUAGAUCAGGCAUAUAAAUUUUACAUCGGCAAUGGACAUGAUGGAACUCUAACUGCUCAGGCAUCUGGAGCAUAUAUUUUUAGACCAAAUGGUUCACCAUCUCCAAUCACUCCCAACGGGAAGUCUCCUCUCACAGUUUUUCGCGGACCAAUUGUGCAUGAAGUGCAUCAGCAGAUCAAUUCAUGGAUAUACCAGACUACUAGACUGUACAAGGGCAAGGAACACGGUGAAGUUGAGUUUAUUGUUGGACCUAUACCCAUUGAUGAUGGAGGCAAGGAAAUUGCAACUGAGAUUAAAACAAAUCUGGCAAGCAACAAAACCUUCUAUACUGAUUCCAAUGGACGCGAUUUCAUUGAACGUGUUCGAGACUAUAGAAAAGACUGGCACUUGGAAGUGAAUGAACCUGUUGCUGGAAAUUAUUACCCUAUCAACCUUGGGAUUUACCUGAAAGAUAAAAGCAAAGAGUUUUCUAUAUUGGUAGAUAGAGCUGUGGGGGGCUCUAGCAUUAUAGAUGGGCAAUUGGAACUAAUGGUUCAUAGGAGGUUACUUGAGGAUGAUUCCAGAGGUGUUGACGAGGCACUGGAUGAAACAGUUUGCAUCCGAAAUAACUGCACAGGGUUAACUGUAAACAUUUUAACCACUUACAAGCAGGUGCUAGGGAAAUACUAUUUCAGAAUUGAUCCUGUAGGAGAGGGUGCUAGAUGGCGUCGAUCAUUUGGUCAGGAGAUAUACUCACCCUUGCUUUUAGCCUUCACACAGAGUGAUGGUCACUGGGGAGAUUCUCAUGUCACAACCUUCUCGGGUAUAGAUUCCUCAUACAACCUACCAGAUAACGUUGCAAUAAUAACCCUCCAGGAUCUGGGUGAUGGAAAAGUUCUCCUUCGUCUGGCACACUUAUACGAGAUUGACGAAGACAAGAAUCUCUCGGUUAAGGCAACAGUAGAACUGAAGAAGGUGUUUGCCCACAAACAGAUAAAGAAAAUAACUGAAGUGAGCUUAUCAGCUAACCAAGGAAGAGCAGAAAUGGAGGGGAAGAGAUUGGUUUGGCAAGUUAAAGGGUCACCUCCAGAACCUAAGGUGGUGAGGGGAGGAGCAGUAAAUCCAGAAAGUCUAAUUGUAGAACUUGCUCUUAUGGAAAUUCGGACUUUUGUUAUCAGUUUUAAUUAG